AUGGUCGUAAGCUCGCCAGUGGGCUUCGAGCUCCUUGGCUGCUUCAACGUAUCGGCCACAUUCGAGCGCGAGGGGCAGCGUAUCGGCCAGCCGAAGAGCCACGUCGCCGUCGUCAGCAUCCCGCGGAGCCGCGUUCCAGCCGGAGGCGGCCCGAUAAGUUUAUCCAGCCCCAGCCCUGGCUCUGGAGAUAGUAUCGAGGAUGCUGUUGACGGGGCGACGGUUGAUGAUGGCGGAGGCACGGCAAUGGCGCUGCUGUUCGUCGCGAAAGCGGGGUUCACGAACGCCGUUGCUGCCGCGGGAACCGCCUUCGCCAUCAAUGACAUGGGGAGGUUCCGAAUGAAAUUCAUUCACGAGGGGAAGUUCUCGUUCGAGGUGCGCGGCGAAGGGCCCGGCGGGAACACGCUGGUGCUGUGCAGCGUGAGUCACGGGCAGCUUCCGCAGGACGUGCGGCGGCUGGCGCAGUUCAUUUCUGAUAUCAAGAUCGGCAAGGCGCCCGGCAUGCCGCACAAAUGCGUCGCGUGCGGCUUGAAGGAUAAGGCGGAGGUGGACAAGAAGCGCAAGCAGGAGGAGGCGGUGAAGGAGCGGGAGGUGAAGAGGCAGCGCAUGGAGGAGGAAAAGAAGGUCAAAGACGAGCAGAAAAAGCGCGAAAAGGAGGAGCGUGAGGCGCGGCAGAAGCAGGAGCGCGCUAUGAAAGAGCUACAGAAGAAACUCAAGGAGGUGGAGAAAGACAGAGACGACAUGGAUCGAAUACGCGAGGCGCUCGGCAAGGAGCUCAAAGAGCGCGGCGAGAUUAUCCGAGACCUGCAGGAGAAGCUGAAGGAGAAAGCGGCGGCUGCUGUAAAGGAGGCGGAGAAGCGACGCGAGGAGGAGUCGCGACGCGCGCGGGAAGAGAGCGCGGCGAGAGACGCGGCGUGGAGGGUGAAGGAGGCGGAGAUACGGCGGGCGAUGGAGGAGGAGUUCCGCGUGAAGCGGGAGGAGGAGCAGCGCGUGCGGCACGCGGCGGAGAUGCAGCGGUGGGCGCGGGAGCAGCAGAAGGCGAAGGAGGUGGAGGAGCUGCGGCGGAAGCUGCAGGAGGAGGAGGGGAAGCGGAUGUUCGAGGCCAUGUCGCACCGGGAAGAGAUGGCGAAGAUGAAAGCGGAGGUGGAACGCAUGCAGCAGCACUACCAGCAGCACCAGCAGGGGCAAAACCAGCAGGCGGAUGCAUUUGGUCCCCCGCCUCCGCCUCCCCCGAAGGAUGCGCCCGCGGAGGUACUCUCGCGGUACAGCACCCUGCUGCGCGAGCGCGAGGCGCGCAUGAGCGCGGCGUUCGCGGCGGCGGCGGCGGAGAUUCGACGCGCGGAGGGGGAGCUGCGGAAGAAGCGCACGGAGGAGGAGCGACGGCGGAAGGCGGAGGAGGCGCGGCGGGGCAAGGCGGAGAGCGCAAGGCAGAAGCGGGAAGAGGCGAUGAACGCGGAGAGGAUGAGGGAGGAGGAGGAGAGGAAGCGUGCGCAAGCGGAGGAGAUGAGGAAGCGGGAGGAGGAGAGGAAGCGGAUGGAGGAGGCGGAGAAGGCGAGGAGGGCGCAGGAGGAGGUGCGGCGGAAGGCCAUGGCAGAGGAGAGCGCUCUAGCUGCGAAGCAAAAGUGGCUGGAGGAUCAGUACCGCAUGCGACAAGCAGCCACGCCCAUGACCUACGAGCAAUACGAGAACCGGCUGAGACAGAUCAAGAACUCAGCCGGCAGCGCCAACGUGCCUCUGCACUUCUGGGACAUCCCCUGGCCGCCCGAGGGCAACUGCCUCUUCCUCUCGCCCACCGACGACCCUGGGCUCAAGAAGAGGAAGUUCAAGGAUGCGCUGCUCUUCUGGCAUGCUGAUAAGUUCGUGGCUUUCUGCGGGUCUCGGCUAGUGGAGGAUCACAAGGAGGUGAUUCUGAAAAAGGUUGCCCGGUUGAGUCAAGAGGUUGUGGAGGCAAGGAAUAACUUGUGA
Closterium sp. Naga37s-1 is the source of this 1962-nucleotide messenger RNA. The record is from the annotation of a GenBank genome assembly. NCBI's taxonomy places the organism in Eukaryota, Viridiplantae, Streptophyta, Zygnematophyceae, Desmidiales, Closteriaceae.